GUGCUCCGUGACGUGAGAGCAGGAAGUGUUUGAGGAAGUCGCGCUGGGCUGGCAGGUUUGAGAUUCCCGCACUUUAAUGUCUUCCGGGGGGGCGCCUGAGCCCCGGCCCGCGCCCCGGCCCCGCGCCCCCGCCAGAUUGCUUACGGAGUUAGCAGGACUUCAGUAUGAGCUGGUCGCCUUCCCUGCCGACCCAGACAUGUGGGGCCUGGGAAAUGAAAGAGCGUCUGGGGACAGGGGGAUUUGGGAACGUCAUCCGAUGGCACAAUCAGGAAACAGGUGAGCAGAUCGCUAUCAAGCAGUGCCGGCAGGAGCUCAGUCCCCGGAACCGAGAGCGAUGGUGCCUGGAGAUCCAGAUCAUGAGAAGGCUGAACCACCCCAACGUGGUGGCCGCCCGAGACGUCCCUGAGGGGAUGCAGAGCCUGGCCCCCAACGACCUGCCCCUGCUGGCCAUGGAGUACUGCCAGGGGGGCGACCUGCGCAAGUACCUGAACCAGUUUGAGAACUGCUGUGGCCUGCGGGAAGGAGCCAUCCUCACCUUGCUGAGUGACAUUGCCUCUGCGCUUCGAUACCUUCAUGAAAACAGAAUCAUCCAUCGGGAUCUGAAGCCAGAAAACAUCGUCCUGCAACAAGGGGAGCAGAGGUUAAUACACAAAAUUAUUGACCUCGGAUACGCCAAGGAGCUGGAUCAGGGCAGUCUCUGUACGUCCUUUGUGGGGACCCUGCAGUACCUGGCCCCGGAGCUGCUGGAGCAGCAGAAGUACACGGUCACCGUUGACUACUGGAGCUUCGGCACCCUGGCCUUCGAGUGCAUCACGGGCUUCCGGCCCUUCCUGCCCAACUGGCAGCCCGUGCAGUGGCACUCCAAAGUCCGGCAGAAGAGCGAGACGGACAUUGUGGUUAGCGAAGACCUGAACGGGACGGUCAAGUUCUCAAGCUCUCUACCCUACCCCAACAACCUCAACAGCAUCCUGGCGCAGCGGCUGGAGAAGUGGCUGCAGCUGAUGCUAACGUGGCACCCCCGGCAGAGGGGCACUGACCCCGUCUACGGGCCCAACGGCUGCUUCAAGGCCCUGGAUGAUAUCUUAAACUUGAAGCUGGCUCAUGUCUUGAACAUGGUCACAGGCACCAUUCACACCUACCCUGUGACUGAGGACGAGAGUCUGCAAAGCCUGAAGGCCAGGAUCCAGGAGGACACGGGCAUCGCCGAGGAGGACCAGGAGCUGCUGCAGGAGGCGGGGCUGGCCCUGAUCCCCGACAAGCCUGCCGCUCAGUGCAUCUCAGACGGCAAGCUGAACGAGGGCCGCACCCUGGACAUGGAUCUGGUCUUCCUCUUCGACAACAGCAGAGUCACCUACGAGACCCAGGUCUCGCCACGGCCCCAGCCUGAGAGCGUCAGCUGCAUCCUCCAAGAGCCCAAGAGGAACCUCCCCUUCUUCCAGCUGCGGAGGGUGUGGGGCCAGGUGUGGCACAGCAUCCAGGCCCUGAAGGAGGACUGCAGCCGCCUGCAGCAGGGGCAGCGAGCCGCCAUGAUGAAUCUGCUCCGGAACAACAGCUGCCUGUCCAAGAUGAAGAACUCCAUGGCCUCCAUGUCGCAGCAGCUCAAGGCCAAGCUGGACUUCUUCAAGACCAGCAUCCAGAUCGACCUGGAGAAGUACAACGAGCAGACGGAGUUCGGCAUCACGUCAGACAAACUGCAGCUGGCCUGGAGGGAGAUGGAGCAGGCCGUGGAGCUCUGCGGACGGGAGAAUGAGGUGAAGCACCUGGUGGAGCGGAUGAUGGCGCUGCAGACCGACAUCGUGGACCUGCAGCGCAGCCCCAUGGGCCGCAAGCAGGGCGGGACGCUGGAUGACCUAGAAGAGCAAGCGAGGGAGCUUUACAGGAGGCUGAGGGAGAAACCCCGAGACCAGCGGACUGAUGGUGACAGUCAGGAAAUGGUCCGGCUGCUCCUUCAGGCCAUCCAGGGCUUUGAGAAGAAAGUGCGAGUGAUUUACACGCAGCUCAGCAAAACGGUGGUUUGCAAGCAGAAGGCCCUGGAGUUGCUGCCCAAGGUGGAGGAGGUGGUUAGUCUAAUGAACGAAGACGAGAAGAUGGUGGUUCGGCUUCAGGAGAAGCGGCAGAAGGAGCUCUGGAACCUCCUGAAGAUCGCGUGUAGCAAGGUCCGUGGUCCUGUCAGCGGAAGCCCGGACAGCAUGAACGCUUCUCGCCUGAGUCACCCCGGCCAGCUGAUGUCACAGCCCUGCACUGCCCCCGACAGCGAGGCCGUCAAGAAAAGCGAGGAGCUGGUGGCCGAAGCGCACACUCUCUGCACCCAGCUAGAAAAUGCACUGCAAGACACCAUGAAGGAGCAGGACCAGAGCUUAAGGUCUCUAGACUGGAGCUGGUUACAGACGGCGGAGGAGGAGCAGAACGGCCUGGAGCAGGCCUCGUGACCCUGGGGGGCCCUGACCCGGAUGGGCUGCCUGGCCUGAGCCCCUUCCCCACCAGGGCCUCGCGGUCAUCACGUCCCUCGGUCUUCGGCACCAGACGGAGGUCUCGCUUCCCCAGCGGUUGUGACAGUCGCCGUGGACCAAGGGUAUGGCCCUCUGUGGCCACUGCCAGCAACUUGGCUGCACACUGGAAGGGGCCCAGGCAUGGGCGUUGAGGGAGACAGAGCCCCAGCCGCCGCUUCCUCUGCUUGGAGCAAAGCGCCCCAAGUAUGGUUGCCCCACAGACCAGCAGACAAACGUCUAAUGUGACUUUCUGGACAAAGUAAGAAGGGCACUUGGUGCCAGCUGUCCCCUCCUGACCCCUCCUGGUCUCCAGAAUCCCCGAUCCACCCAUCUUCACAGCCAGGGUUUCACCUGGAUGCAGCUUCUCUGAAACAGUCGUUUAAAUCAUGGAUUUGGCCUGGCGCCCCCUCCCCCUCCUCCUCUCAUUUCACUGCUGCUAACGUUUGCCUUCUACCGACGACUUUGGUGGCUGUCCCCCCUUCGGCAAGGCUGCAGGUGAUCGUGACACUUCCCCCGUCUGCAGUCUUUUCAGCCACAGACUGCACGACUCGUCUGAGCCAGGGUGGAAGAGCACCUCCCUUCCUUUGGGUCCCAAAGACCCCCAAGGGCGAGUUGCCGUGGAGAAGAAGGAAAGAAGGGUGUCUGUCACCCGUCAGCCUGCUGACCACCUCCUGUCUGUGUGCAUGGCGGUGGUGCGACAGGGGCGUCCCCGCCUCUCGUGUCAUCCCGCGGGAUUAUUCAAUUGAUUUAUUUAAAAAAAUAGAUUCUCUAUUUUUAACAUGACUCAAAUCCCACAGUCUAUUUUUGUAAUACCUCCAGUUAGGACUUAAGAACUCAAAAGUCCAAAAAAAAAAAAAUAAAGAACUCGAAGUCCAGCUUUAAUUGAAAAUUUUAUGCAGUCGAAUCGUGCCUGAUCAAACAAUGCUGCACCACUAACAUUGCCUCUUUGACGUUUCACGAAACUUCGCCUUUGUAUUACGGCAGGAAAGCAAGAUGAGUUCAGAUGAUAACAGAUUGGCAAGCUGGGAUGGAGAAGAAAACUGGGCUAGAAGACUUCCAGCGAAUGGCUUCCAGGAAGGCGGUACAGUGGGUUCCACGUCAAGUACGUUCGGGAAAUGCUUCCAGCUUUAACUGCCUCUCGGAGAUUCACGUUGUGCACUGGUGUAUUAAAGUAUCUGAAAGUUCUGUAAAAAUAAACUGGCUUAACUUUGUGUAAA
This is a messenger RNA of Camelus dromedarius (Arabian camel), 3706 nucleotides long. It is a transcript of the gene IKBKB, whose product is annotated as inhibitor of nuclear factor kappa B kinase subunit beta. The transcript has 22 exons. Gene Ontology annotation, molecular function: ATP binding; IkappaB kinase activity. The record is from RefSeq and is a predicted model, not a curated record. Lineage: Eukaryota; Metazoa; Chordata; Mammalia; Artiodactyla; Camelidae. The coding region runs from base 165 to 2429 and encodes 754 amino acids. Gene Ontology annotation, biological process: tumor necrosis factor-mediated signaling pathway; positive regulation of transcription by RNA polymerase II; peptidyl-serine phosphorylation. Gene Ontology annotation, cellular component: IkappaB kinase complex; cytoplasm.